AUGCUGCUCUCGCGGUUACGAAUACUGCUGCUACUGUUGUUAUUGUUCAUUAAUGUGCUUGGGAAAAAUCGCGUUGCGGCCUUUUGGUCCCUGUCGGUAUGUCGCGUGGAGCUUCAGCAUGUCACCUUGGUCCUCUCGGCGGCUCGCAAACCCAAACCACGCAUGGCCGAUAAACGUCGACAACGAGCGAAACAACAGUCACAACAACGGCAAUCGCAACUACCCUUCUUGACGGAAAUACCGUCAUCCCAACUUGAUUUUCGAAAAUCGUCACCACCACUGACGACAACUCCGUAUGUACCGGCCAAAACGCCGGACUCUACCCGCGACAAUCCCGCGGCGCCGGCCGCUAUGUCCAAGGCUCAAACACUCCUCGACGCGCAACGAAAGUCUAUUGCCGUCUUGACAGCCGUCCGGACGAGUAUUGAACAAAAGAUGUCCUUGGAAUUGGUGGAAGCCUCGUUGCACGAGCGAGGGUACUGGUACGUGGACAAUUUUCUCGACGACCACGAGAUUGUGCAGCAACUCCAGGACGAGGGAGCGACACUGCUGGAAAACGGCAUGACGCCGGACAUGACCAAUCUAGGGUCGGGAGAGUACACCGUCGCCUUGGCAGGGGGCGACGCCCAGUACGUACUCGCGCCGCGAUCCGUUGAAUGGGUCGUCUCCGCCACCAAGCACGUUCCACUCCAACUACCGUCCUUGAAUUUAGACAAUACCAAUUGUAUGGGUGUGAUGCGUACCUUUGACCGGAACGCCUAUCAAGCAUCUCGCACACUCCUGACCGACGGUGAUGAUCAGGCGGAAAUCAAACCGCGACCAUUUGGAACCGUGGCGACGAAAGAAGGGGAUCAGCGAAAGAUUACAAUGCGCUAUUACUUAGUUCCGGAUGCCACCUGUUGGAACGCUUCCAGUGGCGGAGGAUUAAGCUUUGAAGAUAGCGAAACGAUAUAUGCUGUUCGCAAUCGUCUUGUACUUUGGAAGUCCGAUUGCGUUGCGUAUCGCCCAGAAGUCUGGAAAGGAAGUGAGGAAGAAGGUGAAAGCCUGGCUAGUUGUAUCGAACUACAUCUGAUCUCCACUUCCAAUGACGAAACUCGAUAA
Molecule: messenger RNA, 1101 nt
Organism: Phaeodactylum tricornutum CCAP 1055/1
Lineage: Eukaryota; Bacillariophyta; Bacillariophyceae; Surirellales; Neidiaceae
Exons: 1
Coding region: 1-1101 (366 amino acids)
Source: RefSeq, a predicted model, not a curated record